CGGACACAUUCUGGAAGAGUCAUCAGCUGAUCCCACCCUGCUGCAGACUACAUUAUCUCCUCUGGAUUCGCAUGUGCAUACAGCAUUCGUGACCUACCUACCAGUCUCCCUCUGCAAUAGAUAACAAAUAAAUAUAACCCACGCCAUGGACAACACAACACUCACUUCAAAAUUCAAAUACAUUCCCCUUAACAAUAAAAAUAAAAUAAAGUAAAACCCCAAUCCCUCCCCAACAAUGUCUACCGACAUCGCUCAGGACUUCUCCCCACUGAUCCGGAUCUACAAAGACGGCCGCGUCGAGCGCCUGCUGGGAACCGCCACCCUCCCCGCCGGCCAUGAUCCCACCUCCGGCGUUGUCUCCAAGGACAUCGUCUACUCAACCCAGUCAACCCUUUCCGCCCGCCUCUACGCCCCGCCCUCCGCCAUCUCCGCCGGGAAGAAGCUCCCCCUCCUAAUCUACAUCCACGGCGGCGGGUUCUGCAUCGAGAGCCCUUUCUCCCCGAUCUACCACGCCCACCUCAACGCCUUGGUCGCCGAAGCCCAAAUCGUCGCCGUCUCCGUCGACUACCGGCUGGUCCCCGAGCACCCGCUCCCUUGCGCCUACGAUGAUUGCUGGGCCGCGCUCAAAUGGGCUGUGGCCCACGCCGGGGGAUCCGGCCCGGAGGAGUGGCUGAACGCGUGCGCCGAUUUCGGGAGGGUGUUUGUGGCCGGGGACAGCGCCGGCGCCAACAUCGCCCACCGCGUCGCCAUGAGGAACGCGGAGGAGAAACUGAUUGAGCUGUGGGGCCUUGUGCUUGUGGAUCCGUAUUUUUGGGGGGAAGACCAGAUCGGGGAUGAGCCCAAGGAUGAAGCGGGCCGGGCCCUGCCUUCCGGGUUGUGGCGGCUGGCGAAUCCGGGUUCGAAGAACGGGUUGGAUGACCCGGAGAUAAACGCUACCGCCGACCCGAAGCUGUCGGGUCUGGGUUGCCGGCGGGUGCUGGUUCUGGUGGCGGAGAAGGACUCUCUAAAGGACAGAGGGCGGCUUUACUGCGAGACGCUGGGGAAGAACGGGUGGCCCGGGAAGGCGGAGAUCCACGAGGCGAAGGGGGAAAACCACGUCUUCCAUCUCUUCGAUCCGGCGUGCGAGAACGCAGCGGCGAGGAUGAAGCGCACCGUUUCGUUCUUGAAUGAAGGAAAAGAUGGAUAAGGAGAGGAAUAAACAUGAGGUUUCAAUUAAAUAAUAAUAAUUAAAGAGGUUUGAAAUAAUUGCUGAUGCUUAAUCUAUUGCAGCUUCUCACUUUUAAAUUGGACUUGUAAUUUUUGUCUGUUUGUUUAACGUGGGCUUCAUGGAAUUAUCAAAUUACUAGACAGAUUAAUAAAAAAAGGUUACUUUUGUUAAUAGUACUAGCAUCUUUGACGGCGUUACUCGUUCGGGUAUGCGUUAAAUAAACUUAUUAUUGAUUG
Molecule: messenger RNA, 1443 nt
Organism: Linum trigynum
Lineage: Eukaryota; Viridiplantae; Streptophyta; Magnoliopsida; Malpighiales; Linaceae
Source: the annotation of a GenBank genome assembly